Messenger RNA from Ictalurus furcatus (blue catfish), 1613 nucleotides. Its product is annotated as transcription cofactor HES-6-like. Gene Ontology annotation, molecular function: DNA-binding transcription factor activity, RNA polymerase II-specific; RNA polymerase II cis-regulatory region sequence-specific DNA binding; protein dimerization activity. Gene Ontology annotation, cellular component: nucleus. NCBI's taxonomy places the organism in Eukaryota, Metazoa, Chordata, Actinopteri, Siluriformes, Ictaluridae. The transcript has 4 exons. The coding region runs from base 1 to 681 and encodes 226 amino acids. Gene Ontology annotation, biological process: anterior/posterior pattern specification; regulation of transcription by RNA polymerase II; regulation of neurogenesis. The record is from RefSeq and is a predicted model, not a curated record.
AUGGCGUACUCGUCUCGCGCAGGUAAAAUCGGUCUGUGGACGGUUUCGGAUGAGGAAGACCGCAAAGGAGACCGGAAGACGAGGAAGCCGCUGGUGGAGAAGAAGAGGCGCGCGCGCAUUAACGAAAGUCUGCAGGAGCUCCGGGGUCUGCUGUCCGACACCGAGUUGCAUGCAAAGAUGGAGAACGCAGAAGUGCUCGAGCUCACGGUGAAGCGGGUGGAGGGCAUCCUGCGGGACCGGUCACAUGAGUCGGACAGCAUGAGUCGCGAGGCCAGUGAGCGCUUCGCCGCGGGCUACAUCCAGUGCAUGCACGAGGUCCACACCUUCGUGUCCACGUGCCCCGGCAUCGACGCCACGGUAGCUGCGGAACUCCUCAACCACCUGCUGGAGUGCAUGCCGUUAAACGAGGACCUGCAGGACGUCAUCCUUGAUCUCGGCUCCGAGCUUCUGUCUCCUACGGGAGCGUGGCCGCGCGUCAAUUCACCGGGAGCGCGCGCACCAGCUCUGUCCCCGAACUCUUCCACCGGCGGCGCUGAAGAAGAUCCGAACUCCGACCUGGAGGAGACCUUCAGCGAGCCAGCUCCGGGGUCUGCGGUGGAGCAGGAGGAGGAGGAGCAGGAGGAGGAGGAGGAGCACCGGAGCACCGCCCCCUACUGUACAUCCAUGUGGAGACCGUGGUAGAGCCGCGAGCGCACCGGAAACAGCACACCUGUAAACUGACGCACGACUGGAAUUAACCGGAAUUCAUUCAUGCAAAUACAAACGGAUAAAAAAAUACUUGACCUUCUUUAAGGAUCCUUUAAGGACAUCACUCUUUCUACAUGUGCACGAGUCUCAUUAAUAAACCCAGGAGCUUCACCUUUAAAACCUGUAAAACACUGUGCUUCCUGCAGUUCGAGGAUAAACUCCGAGGAUAAAACUCAUUUCAGGAGUAAAAGUGGACUUUAGGAACGCUGCUGUAUGUUCAGGACACAUUUCGAUUGUUUUAUAUUCAGAUUCAUCACAAGUCCCUCUGGAUGAAACCCGUUUCAUUUCUCUUUUUAUCUUUUAGAACUCUGUUUGUUUUGAAUGCAGUGAAAUAUCUAGCCUAGUUCAUUUAAUUGUUUUUGAACCUGAAGCACCAAUAAAUAGAUGAAUGAUUCAUUUAGAUGAGUUUUAUAGCUGGUCAUAAUAAUAAUAAUACAUUACUUUAAUGGCUGAUUAUCUGUUAAUGUCCUCAUGUAAAAGUAAUUUAUGAAAUGAAGGCAAUAUUUUAAGCAGGUCUGGAGCAGUAUUAUUGAUUGUCUUCUGUGCAUGUUUUAAAUUGUAUUUUUUUAAUUAGUUCCUAUGUAGUGCAACUAACUCAGCAGAAUUAAAACAGUAAGAAGGUGUAAUAAUUAAUCCGUGUUGUAAUUGAGGGUUUUUACUGCAGUACACAUCAGCUCAAAGAAAACACAAGAUUCAGAUUUAAAACUAAGAGAAGGGGAAAGAAAACCCCUCUAAAAGCCAGAGGAAACGGAUUAUAAUACACUUUUGGAAAUGUACAUUGUAAAAACCUAAUAAAAAUUCCAUCGGAGUACAUAAAACACUGCACUGCUUCAUAUCCAGUCCUAAAUUCAUUCUGACAUGUAGAA